Chlorocebus sabaeus (green monkey) is the source of this 1272-nucleotide messenger RNA. The record is from RefSeq and is a predicted model, not a curated record. Lineage: Eukaryota; Metazoa; Chordata; Mammalia; Primates; Cercopithecidae.
AUAUAAGCCCCACAAGGAAAGCGCUGAGCAGAGGAGGCCUCAGCUUGACCUGCUGCAGUGCAGCCCUUGGGACUUCCACGCCUUCCACCUCCUGCUCAUCUGCUUCACAAGCUAUCGCUGUGAGUGGCUGGGGGCUCAAACAUGGUCUGCUACCAGGAAAACCAGCGUGUUUUGUGGGGAAACUGAGGAUGGGUGGUGGAAGCUGGGGAUGAGUGGUAGGAAACUGGAUUGGAGGGGGCCAUUGGAGGUGGGAAGGAGGCCUGGGAGUCCCGUUGCCAGCAACUAACUCUCUGGGCAGCAGCGGGAGUGGGGGUGGGGAGGCAGGCAGGGCUUAUGCCCCUCUCACAGAUGAGGAAACUGAGUCAGGAGACGGUGCAGUGCCGGAGAACAUACAGCAAGCCGGUGGCUGAGCCUUGGUCCGGUACCAGCCCCAGGAAGAACGUCGGAGCGCGGCCCCGACGGCAGCCGCAGCCUCCCACCGUGGAGGGUCGAGGCUUGGAAUGACCCACCCCCCAGUAUCGCCUUCCCAGAUGGUGCUCGUGCGCAGGCCGUGGCCCGCCUUGGCCACAGUAAUUCUGGCCCUGCUCGUCUGCCUGGGGGCACUGGUCGACGCCUACCCCAUCAAACCCGAGGCUCCUGGCGAAGACGCCUCCCCGGAGGAGCUGAGCCGCUACUACGCCUCCCUGCGCCACUACCUCAACCUGGUCACCCGGCAGCGGUAUGGGAAAAGAGACGGCCCGGACGCACUCCUUUCCAAAACGUUCUUCCACGACGGCGAGAACCGCCCCAUCAGGUCGCGGUAAAAGCGCCCCCGUCACCACACAUCCUGCCUCCGAGAGUGCGGCCUGGCCCCACCCUGGCAACAUCACUUACGACGUCUCCCAGGCUCGCCUACCCGAGAUCCAAUUCGUUCCCCUUCGCUUCCGCAGGUCGGAGGUCCCAGACCAGUGGUGAGGACCCCUGAGGCCUCCUGGGAGAUUUGCCAACCACGCCCAUCUCAUUUGCAUAGCACUCCCUACCCCAGAAACCCGGAUUCUGCCUCCCGACGGCGGCGUCUGGGCAGGGUUCGGGUGCGGCCCUCCGCCCGCAUCUGGGUGCCCCAGCCCCCUGGGCUGGAGGGCUGUGUGUGGUCCUUCCGUGGUCCAAAAAUAAAGAGCAAAUUCUACAGAAAUGGAAUGUGUGCCUUUGUAUUUCCUUUCCUUUCUCCUUCGUGGAGGUGGCGUCCAGUGGAAGUGGAGAGUAGAGGCGUGGGGGUCAGGGAAGAGAAAACCG